Cebus imitator (Panamanian white-faced capuchin) is the source of this 1207-nucleotide messenger RNA. It is a transcript of the gene MRPS12, whose product is annotated as mitochondrial ribosomal protein S12. Gene Ontology annotation, molecular function: structural constituent of ribosome. Lineage: Eukaryota; Metazoa; Chordata; Mammalia; Primates; Cebidae. The coding region runs from base 472 to 888 and encodes 138 amino acids. Gene Ontology annotation, cellular component: ribosome; small ribosomal subunit. The transcript has 3 exons. Gene Ontology annotation, biological process: translation. The record is from RefSeq and is a predicted model, not a curated record.
GAGCGGCUCUAUGUCCAGCCGAGGGAGUUCGCUGUAGCCCUCGCGCGCAUGCUCGUACAAGAGGUUCCUGUUUCGUUUCUCUGUAGCGAAACUUUUCCUUGGACUGUGGUUGGAGAUGCAGCCUUCCCGGGGCCGGAGCCCCCGACGAGUCAACAAAGGCCACAAGCGCCGAGCCAUGGACGCAGCCAUCUUGGACCAGGAACAGGGCGGCACUUCGUCCCGCCUACUUCGCGUUUAGACCAAUUGUAAAGCAGCACUCCUGACCGGGACGAGCCAAUCAUAUCCUGAGGAAAGUUGACGGAGAUAGAGUCCGUCGUCGCUCAAUCGCCGUCUGUGUCCCGCCUCUUCGGUGACGCGAAGGCGGAACCAGCCAAUCCCUGCACGGAUAGCGCCCGGAAGAGGCUAGAGGCAGGUUUCAGCGUGUCCGCGACCUCACCGCUGGAGCCCUUGAGGGACGGCCCAGGCGGCAGGAUGUCCUGGUCUGGCCUUCUCCGUGGCCUCAACACGUCCCUAACUUGUGGCCUAGCCCUGGUUCCCCGGCUCUGGGCCACCUGCUCCAUGGCUACCCUGAACCAGAUGCACCGCCUGGGGCCUCCCAAGCGGCCGCCUCGGAAGCUGGGCCCCACGGAAGGCCGGCCGCAGCUGAAGGGUGUGGUCCUGCGCACGUUCACCCGCAAGCCCAAGAAGCCCAACUCUGCCAAUCGCAAGUGCUGCCGCGUGCGGCUCAGCACGGGCCGUGAGGCCAUCUGCUUCAUCCCCGGGGAGGGCCACACCCUGCAGGAGCACCACAUUGUCCUCGUGCAGGGCGGCCGCACGCAGGACCUGCCAGGCGUCAAGCUCACCGUUGUGCGUGGCAAGUAUGACUGUGGCCACGUGCAGAAGAAGUGACCGCUGGGGGCCCAAUGGGCUGGGCACCCUGCAGAACAUGAACCUUCCGCUCCGGGCUGCAGCAGGGUCCUCAGAUGCUGGCUCUUGCGCUUCUGGAGGCAGCCAAUCUUGGAUUCAAAGCCUGGCUCUGCCUCUUCCAUCAGGACCACUAUUAAACCAUAGGAGUCCUGGGGGUGCAAAGGGUGCCACUGUGUGCACACCCUUUGGCUCCUGUGUUCAGAGGGGUGGCCUGAGGGGCCUUUUCUGCGGGGACAGACAUUGUACUGCCCUCUGCUGGGAAGGGGUUUUAAUAAACAGAUCCUGGCGCUCCUGAAGUGAA